CUAUUCUUGUGCUUUUCAUCCUCACGCGUAAUACCGUAAAACAAGUCAUGCCUUCGUUGCGUCUCGACUCGCUGCAAAGUUAUUUUGUAAUUAAAAAUUAAAAUAGACGUGGGCGUACGUACAAACAUUACUUAGGCUUGACCAUUAACACAUCAGAACUCGGGUUAGGUGCGUUUAGUUUUUCUUCUAUUGGUAAAAAUGCGGCCCGCAUUUUCUUUGUUAUUGUGUUUAAUUUUUAUGAAAUUAUCCCAAGUUUUGUGCAAUCCUAAAGCGGCGAUUUAUGUCGACAAUGGACAAGGACAGACUGCUAUCGAUAGGAUGAUGACCAAGGACGAGAAGCGCGAAAUGGAAAUUGAAAUACUUAACUUAUUAGGCUUGCCUAAUCGACCAAGAAAAAUAAACAAAGCAACAGUUAAAAAAUCAGCGCCCAAGUUUUUAAUGGACAUUUACAAAUCACUAUUGGAAGAAGGCGAUGAUAACAAAAGAGUUAAAAGGGAUUCGGAUAUUUACUUGAGUGGUGAGGAACAGCAGAAAAUUGACCAAAGUGAUGUGAUAAUGACAUUUGAGAUUAUAAAGAAUCGCGUGGACAGUGUUCGGCACGAGAGAGGAAAAAGACUGUGGUUCGAUGUAGCCGAGCUACCAUUGGCCGAGGAUAUUGUAGGUGCAGAACUUAGGAUUUUUCAAAAUCAAUCAUUAACAAAACAUAGAGGAAAAGACUACACUGUUACUGCAUAUCAGCUUAUUAAUACUGACGAAGGCGAAAGUGAAUUGGAAUAUAUGUCAGAAGUUGAGACAUCUUCGGAUUCUACCGGAUGGUUAGGAAUAAACGUUACUAAAUGUCUCGCUACCUGGGCGGCAUUUCCAGACUCCAAUAAAGGAAUAUAUUUGUCAGUACGUCCUACUGAUAAAUCCCGUGAAAUUAGGCCAGAAGAUAUUGGUUUAGUUACUGUUCGAGGUGACGAAGCGACACACCCUUUUAUGGUUGCUUUUUUGAAAGCCUCUACAUCUGUUAAGCCUAGAAAAGCUCGAGAAAUUAGAACAAGAGUAAAAAAAUCUGACUUUGGAAGUGUAUUUGGACACCACAAAGGAUACGAACAAGACACCAGAAGCAGUUGCCAGAUUAACACAUUAUAUAUAAGUUUUAAAGAUCUGAAUUGGCAGGAUUGGAUAAUUGCGCCUGAAGGUUAUCCAGCAUACUUUUGCCAUGGCGAAUGCAAUUUUCCCCUUAAUUCUUAUAUGAAUGCGUCGAAUCAUGCCAUCGUUCAAACACUUGUUCAUUUAAUAAAUCCCACUAGAUACCCGAAGUCUUGCUGCGCGCCUACAAAAUUAUCUCCGAUCUCUGUUUUAUAUUUCUUAGAUGAUCAUAAUGUAGUGCUAAAAAGGUAUAAGAAAAUGGUUGUAAAAACCUGUGGAUGUCUUUAAUUUAAAAAAUAAAUAAUGGAACGCCAUAUAAUCUUUUGUAAUAAAUCCUGUACUUUAGUAGAAAGAAAAUGUAAAAAGAGAGUUAUUAAAUAUUAUUUAAAAGUCUUGUAUAUAUAUAGUUAUCAUGAAACACACGUAGUGCUUAUUGAUUAUAAAAUGUAUUUCUAUAUAUUGAAAUAUUACUUGUUAGGGUUUGUUUUUCUGGAUAAUAAAUGUAAAAGAAUAUAUUAAAAGCCGUAGGUAGGCCGUGUAUCAUGGAAAA
Anthonomus grandis grandis is the source of this 1684-nucleotide messenger RNA. RefSeq names its product protein 60A (gene gbb). The record is from RefSeq and is a predicted model, not a curated record. Gene Ontology annotation, biological process: BMP signaling pathway; SMAD protein signal transduction. Gene Ontology annotation, cellular component: extracellular region. Gene Ontology annotation, molecular function: cytokine activity; growth factor activity. Bases 199 to 1422 code for a protein of 407 amino acids. Lineage: Eukaryota; Metazoa; Arthropoda; Insecta; Coleoptera; Curculionidae. The transcript has 7 exons.